This is a messenger RNA of Strongylocentrotus purpuratus (purple sea urchin), 3639 nucleotides long. Its product is annotated as probable GPI-anchored adhesin-like protein PGA55. The transcript has 8 exons. The record is from RefSeq and is a predicted model, not a curated record. The coding region runs from base 682 to 3606 and encodes 974 amino acids. Lineage: Eukaryota; Metazoa; Echinodermata; Echinoidea; Camarodonta; Strongylocentrotidae.
CAGAUCAGAUCUGAGCCCUGGCAAGAAGUGUAGAGCACAUGGACAGCUUUUGACAUUGCCCCCACAAGGCAGACUACAGCAGGCUGCAACUAUUCAACCUUUUAUUAUGCGUUCAUGAGUCGGUCGCGUGAGACGUCGCAAGUUCAACCUCGCGUUGUUCAGUGCGAUACGAGUUGCCAAGCUAUCGACAACUAUUUUGAGUGAACUUCAUCACAACAGUGUGUUUCUACUAGAUGGCCAACCUAUGAUUUCUCGGAGUGUCGUAGGAAGUUUAUAUUUCGGACAAGCAUAAUUUCAGUUGGCAAACAUAAGAAAGACACCACGGCUUAAAUCUUUUGAUGAAACGAAUUCCAGUAAAACAUCGAAAGACGUAACUUAGCUGGACAUUUUACUUCUCAUCUGUCGAACUUUGGCUGUAACGUGUUUCGUAUGCAGACGUUUUUUACAUUUUAAAUUUUUACAUUGCAUGAAUUCUCUGAAGGACUUUGAAAGGAUUAAUCUUCAAGAGCAGGAGUUCAUUUCGCACGACAAUAUUAUAGUGGGACGGCGAUAAAACUUCGAACUUUCUACAAAGUUUACUUUGAGAUUGCAGCUCUGACUGUUAUAAACUUAUUAAGUUCUCUUUAGUAGAGCUUAGUAUUCACCUUUCCUGAGUCGAGAUUUGGAUGGUACUUCAGAAAGAUGAUUACUGCUGCUAUGACAACCAGGCAGGAGAGCUACAAGUUAAACUACAUAGAAGUGGAAAUAGGGCCACCCAAAGCUCGAUAUUGCGAGAAUGGUGAACCCUUACCUAUAAUGAAGGUCGAACCGGGAGGAGGAAAGGUCAAAUACAGCACCAUCGUCUUUCCUGACAAAGAGAAGGAGAAAGAAAAAGGUUCAGAAAAGAAAUCGAAAAAUGACUCGUCAUCGUCAUCAUCGUCGAGCAGUUCUUCGACGUCUGCAUCGGACAGGAGAUCGAGUAACUCAGGGCGCGGGAUCAUCAAAGGCUUCACCCUCGCCCAGAAGACAGCAGCCAUCACGAAGACGCUCUCCGGUCUAACCAGCAAGCUUACCUUAUCGCAUUCAUCAUCAUCCCAUGAUAAAUCGUCAUCGCACGAUAAAUCGUCAUCGCACGAUAAAUCGUCAUCGCACGAUAAAUCGUCAUCGCACGAUAAAUCAUCAUCGCAUGAUAAAACGUCAUCGCACACAACGUCGACGGCGACCUUGGCGGCGGUUGCAGCGAUAUCGGCGCUCUCGGCACCGCCCAACAGACCGCCUCCCCUGCCGGACUUGUCGGAUACUGGAAAGAUUCGACCCCAGCCCCUGGGAGAGGAGAGCGAAGCUAAGGAAGUGAUGGUCGGUAUCAAGAGCAGUGGUUCGAUAACGGGAAGCAGUGGACGAUCACACACCAAGCUGGAGAGGAAAGAAAGCUACAAAAAUGUCAAACAGCAAACGCACCAACAACAGAACACCAAGACACCACCCGCUUCGCCACCCCGGAGACGUGCCCUGUCUACACCGACUCGCUCACGAAAGUUCCCUUCCGAGGCCGAGCUCGCAGACGCCAUCAAGGCACACCAGGAGAGGCGGGAAUCGCCACCGUCCAAGACCCGGACACUGCCCGCGAGGGACAAGUUGUGGAUGGAAGACGACUUUGAGGCUGAGGAAGGGUUCUGGGACUACGAGGACGCGAUGUCUGAUGGCUACUGGGUGUCAAACGAAGCGCCCCACGACGAGUCGUCGUCCGAGGAUCUGCAGGGUUUGACAAGGUCGGCCCCAUCCACGGAGCUUGGUCAAGCCAUGCAGGCAAUGCGGAUGAAAGUCAGAAGGAAGUCGUCCACGGGUGAAGCCUAUGAUAAUGUCUUUGAACCAGAGUGCUCACCGACUGCGACGAGGCAACAUUUUGUGUUUGGAGGUGGUGACAGCGGCUCAGGAUCGGGUACAGAAUCGCCACGUUGCGAGACACCGUCACCCACAAAACAAUCUGCAUCACCUGUUAGCAGACGACUGCAUAGAAGUGAGUUAGAGCAGGCAUUCGCGAGGAGAAAACUCACGGGACGAUUCCACAACGAUUCGUACGACUUUGAUAAUCAUUCCUCAGGAAGCAACUCACCAACGUGUUUUGACGACCCAUGCUCAUCGGGCUACAGACCAGUGCCCGCUGUUCCAGUGACCAGAAGUCGUGACUACUGUGGGUCACCAGACUCUCCUUCUUACAUGGACCAUGAGUACAGGGGAUCAAUUUCUACCAGGAAACCCGUACCCCUCCCGCGGAACCAAAGAUGCAGGGAGUCCGCAUCAGAGGCAUCUGCUUUCGACAGCAUGACGUGUCCGAUGCGACCGGUGCCGUCGCCGCCGCAUCACUUCAACCUCUCAUUUGACUUUCUAUCAGGAGCGAGAGAUUCGUCGGGUGACGAAACGUACAUGAACGUCGCUUUCAAACCCAAGGGAGACGGCCAUCGCUACGAAAACGUCGUCCUCGAUGAUAGAUUUUCAGGAUUACAUUCGGAACGUCCCCUCAGCAGUAGUGACUCACCCCGAAUCAGCACGGAGCUGAGACCUGUCCCUGCUCCACGUUUCUACAGUUCACCCUCCUCCUCCAGUCAUUCACUCUCAUCACUCGACGGCAACAAUCAGUUGGCAUCUCCCUGUACCAAGCAGAGCUCUCAAGCGACUUGCAGCCCGUCAUCACUAUCAGGAUCAUCCCAUUCACCUACAGGGAGAGGCAGCCCUAACCACCAUCACAGGGGACCCCAACUAUCUCCCAAACACGGUUCCCAUGGCAACUCAUCAUCUGUUGGAGUCUCUGGGUCGCAUUGCAGCCAGGGAGGUGUCGUGGAGAAACCCCCGCGGACCAACGUCGGGGGAUGCUCGCAAGACAGAAGCAGCAGCGGAUCCCACGUCUCGCUCAGUCGAAACGCAUCAUCGCAUCCGGGUCACUACAACCGAGACAGCACAUCAUCGACUACGAAGUCAGAUUCACGGAAGGAUGUACGCGCCAUGUCCAACGGACAUGCCUCCAAGGAGUUGAGGAACUCUGCCAUCUCGCAGUCAGCGAAGGAAGGAUGGUCGUCGUCGUCGGACAGGAGCAGCGGUACUUCGCAACAGGUCAAGGAAUCCAGGAGCAGUCAUCAUAGUCCGUUGGUGCAAACCAACAGUAUCGGAAUGGAAGGGUGCAGCAUGGGCGGGGCCCAAGGAGGGGCUGGAGGAGGAAGCGGAACCAAUGGUAGUAGUGGUGGUAGUCUUUCCAAAGCGACCGGCCGUCUUCUCAGAAGCUCCCCUAGCAAGGAUCAGCCUAUACCUACACACGUGACGCAGCCGUGGUAUUACGGUCGGAUGCUGAGACAGGAGUGUGAAUACCUGAUGCUUUCACAGGGGAAGUCGAAGCAGUACUUGGUCCGGGAUAGCUCUCACAGGGCUGGAGAUCUGAUGCUGUCUGUGCUGUACGGAUCCAAGGUCCACCAUUACGUCAUCCAGACCACUGACGAUAAGAAGUUCCAAAUCGCUCAUCAUGAUUUCGACUCCGUGGAGGCCAUCUUGGAUUUCUACCACAAACACGUGAUCAUGUACUCGCCGCAUCAAGAGUCAGUCUAUCUCGGCGAGCCGUUCAUCUUCAGACGACGAUAACGGCCGUUUCUUGAGGAUGUCCAGGUCCUUCUA